Belonocnema kinseyi is the source of this 825-nucleotide messenger RNA. RefSeq names its product general odorant-binding protein 56a-like. Gene Ontology annotation, molecular function: odorant binding. The record is from RefSeq and is a predicted model, not a curated record. Lineage: Eukaryota; Metazoa; Arthropoda; Insecta; Hymenoptera; Cynipidae. Gene Ontology annotation, biological process: sensory perception of smell. The transcript is spliced from 7 exons. The coding region runs from base 92 to 541 and encodes 149 amino acids.
UUAAAAUAUAAAAACGAUACAAAGCUUUAAAAGCAUUUAGUAAUUUCGAAAACGUUGAAGUGGUCAGCUCGAAAAUAGUGCAAUCAUCAAGAUGAAAACUUUUUCCAUGAUUUUCGGACUCUGCAUAGCAGGAAUUUUGGCUGAAUCCACAGAUCCAAAAAGGAGUGACUGGGAGGUUGAUAGAGAUGACUGUAUAAAGGAAAGUGGUAUUGAGCCAGUAAAAAUUAUUUCAGUUGUAGUGGAGAAGAUUGCAUACGGACACUUCGUUGAGAAUGAUGAAAAGCAGGGAUGUUUCGCAGCUUGUAUGGCGAAAAAGAAAGGAUUGAUGAAUUCUGAUGGUUCAAUCAAUGAAAGUAAGCUCAAUGUUCGGGGCUCUGUUAGCAAGGAACGAGCUGAUGUGAUUAUUAACAAGUGUAAAGUUAUUAAGGGAGCUGACGAUUGCGAGACCGCAAGAAAAGUAAUAAACUGCAUGUAUGAAGAGGAUGGCUGGUACUUUUCGACAAUAUUAUUAUGGUCCGAAAAAAAACUUAGAGUUGUAUAAUUCAACAACCCCGCCGGAUUAUCCCUUGGAAAGAAUUAAAUUUCCUAUUGCCAUCUACUAUGGGUCGAGUGAUUAUUUAGCAACACCAAAGGAUAUAGCUGCACUUAUAAAAAAGCUUCCGAAUGUAGUCGAAAAUUAUCUCGUCUCUGGAAAGAAAUUAAAUCAUCAUGAUUUUGUGUUUGGUCGAAAUAUCAGACAACUUGUUUACGAUCGCGCCCUGUCCUUGAUGGAAAAAUACAAUUAACAAUAUUAGGGGCAGAAAAUAGUUUAUAGACCUCGAAAUA